AUGAUAAGUUUCAAUAGCUAUUUGUUUUUCCGUGAGUGUAAUCAGAUCGGAAGCAAGACGGUCGUGUUGAAGAAUAUUGCGACAACCAUCAAGCGUCAUGAUUCAGUUCCGGUAGACGAUGCAUCGCCAGAGGAAAAUAUCAACAAAGAACUUUAUUUAAUAAAAAUUUUACAAAAUUUAAGUGAAAAAGAUACGAAUGAGAAUGGCAUAUCUGAUAUAAGUUCUAGUUUUACAAACAGCUUACAAAAAGGAAAAUAUAUAACAGAUGAAACUAUGGAAACAGUCUUAUUGCCAAGUAAAAGAGAUAUGGGAGUGUUACCGCCAUGGAAUGAAUUCUGCAGGAUGAUGAGAAUCACCCAUUGUUUUCACAGUAGACAAAGCUAA
Lottia gigantea (owl limpet) is the source of this 384-nucleotide messenger RNA. RefSeq lists its product as hypothetical. The coding region runs from base 1 to 384 and encodes 127 amino acids. The transcript has 4 exons. Lineage: Eukaryota; Metazoa; Mollusca; Gastropoda; Lottiidae. The record is from RefSeq and is a predicted model, not a curated record.